Fonticula alba is the source of this 3054-nucleotide messenger RNA. RefSeq lists its product as hypothetical. The transcript has 2 exons. The coding region runs from base 31 to 3015 and encodes 994 amino acids. NCBI's taxonomy places the organism in Eukaryota, Rotosphaerida, Fonticulaceae. The record is from RefSeq and is a predicted model, not a curated record.
CCCCCCCCCCCUCCCCGGCCGACGGGUAGCAUGCUGCGCGCCCUCCUCUCAAAGCCCCCUGUGAGAAGAGCAUGUUUUUCGGGGCCACGCGCGUCGGCGUACCGGCGUCUUGCCAGCACCCUUGCGGGACCCUGCUCCUGCUCGGAUCAUGAGCACGGCCAUCACCAUGAGGCAGGGCCGCCCCUGGUGCCCCUCUUCCCGGGGAUCGCCCCGAAUUGGUCAUCUCCUUCUCCCCCUCCCCAAACCGGGAUCCCUCUCCUCGACUUUGCCCUGAACCAAUACGGCAUCCAGCAUGUCUUCUCGGUCAGUGAGCUGGCCGGGCGCCAGUCUCUGGACGCCCUGGCCAGCCUGCUGCAGGAGGCCGCCUCCCAGCAGCUGGAGCCGCACCCGGCAGAUGGGCUCCCCCUGCCGGAGCCAACCGCCUCCCCCGAGCCGGAUGUCCAGUACCCGGAGCUGCUGUGCACCUUUUGCGCCGAGCACCCGGCCGAGCUGAUCUGUCCACGUUUGCUGAGGCGCGGCCAUUUGCUGGACCUUCCCCCCGGCCCGGCCGGCAUGGCCUUCUACGCCCGGCGUGUGCAGCUGGGCCGGUGCGCCGUGUGUGGCCUGCACCCCAUCUACCAAGCAUGCCCCUUCUUGCCGGAUGACGAGCAUGCCACCCCGGGCCUGGCUUUCCCCUACACUGGCCAGCAGCUGCAUCCCUCCUCGACGGGCCCGACGGCGGCCGCAUGCUCGUCGGGGCCCGACCAGCCAUCUGCCCGGGCAUGCCCCAUCUGCCUGGACCACCUGGAUGAUCAGCCAUGCCCGCAGUUGCGCCGGGAGGGGGUGGACUUCAUCUACCGGUUCCGGCUCCUGACGCGGCAGGCCCGUGAAGAUCGGCUGUCCCUUCGGGUGUGUAUCUUCUGCGGGCGGCACCCGCUCGACCGGCCAUGCCCGGCCAUGAGCAAGGCAUUCCAGGGGCCGGUGCUGCUGGCGCCGGACCGGACAACCCAUGCCCAUCUUGCGGCGGCCGCCGCCACGACGGGGGGUCCCCCCGCCGGGGGUUCCCCCCCGCCCCUGGAGGGGGCGAUCCUCCUGCCGAAGUCCCCCCAUCGAGGGCACGAUGUGGCGCUCAUUGGCUUGUGGAAUGUGGCCCUGCCGCCGGAGUCGGACCCUGGCCUCCGGCCAGUGGGUCCCACGGCCCCGGCCCCGGGGGACACUUGCCACUUCUGCUUCCAGCACCCGGCCGACCAGGCGUGCCCGUGGCUGGCGCGCCGGGGGAUGCGCCUGUCCGAUGGGCUGCUGCUGGUCACCGCCCGCGAGGUGCAUGCUCGCCGAGGGCUGGGCCUGUGCGAUGCGUGCGGCAUGCACACCCGGGCCACCGAGUGCCCGCUUCUCCGACGCCAGGGGUACUCCUACAUGGAUGGGCAGCUGCUGCUGUUGCCGCGGGAAAUGCGCCGCCGCGCGCAAUUCCACCUGUGCAUGCGGUGCGGCCUGCACCGGCAAGAUGAGCCGUGCUAUUUGACGCACGAGCCGGUGGCCGCGGCCGCCGGCGGCCCCUCGGUCCAGGGCGUACCAUCCCAUGCCCCGCGGUCGAGGAGGAAUCCGGCCAUGUGUUCCUACUGUGGCCGGCAUCCGUCGACGGAAAUUUGCCCGGCGCUCUUUCACUCGGGGAUUGUUUUCCGCAACGGCAAGCGGACCCUCACCCGGCGAACCAUCCGCACCCGCAUGAAGGCCGGGGUGUGUCUCUUCUGCGGGCUGCACAUGAACUCCGAGCCAUGUGCCCGGCUCCGGGACCGGCAUCAGGUCCGCCACCUUGGCAAGGCCAUGAUCCUGGAGAGCGAUGCCUGGCAUGCGCGCCAGGCCGCCGGCCUGUGUCUGUACUGUGGCCGGCACCCGGCGAGCGAGAUCUGCCCGCGCGACCUGCUCCAGGCCGUGAAGGAGCCCUUCCAGACCCUGCUGGGCCGGGACACCUCCGGGGCUUGGCUGGCCGAGGGGGUGCGCGCGCGGCGCCUGGCGGCCCUGCGGUUCUUUGUCGAUGUGGCCGCGCCCCGGAUCAUGGCCGCCACGUUCGAGGAGGCCUUCCUGGCCACGCGGCCGGACUUCCGGCCCUGGUCGCCGGAACGCAUGGCCCAGGAGCGUGCUCUGGAAGCCGAGCGGGCGGCCCAAGCCGCCGACCUGGCCCGGCGCCGUGCUGCCUCGCCCCAUGGCGGCUCCUACGAAAAUGCCUACUCCGACUCGGACCCCGAGUCCGAGGGGGAUUUCGAUGCCGAGGCUCACAUGGGCCCGAGCAUUCGGGCUGCCUGGCUCCACGAUGACCCCCCUGCGGAUGACCAUGCGUCCGGCCUGCGGCGGCCAGGCCCAGGCCCGGCCGCCGGUGUCGACUCGGCUCCCUGGACCGAGGACCAGCAUGAGGACCAGCUGGUGGCCUCGCUCCAGCAGGACCUCUUCGCCAAGUAUCGGUCCCUGUUGCCGGAGAAGUAUCGCAAGUAUCUGGGGCGCCUGGUGCGCGAUGCGCAGGCCGCCCUGGAUGGCUAUGACUCGUCGGCGGGCUUCAUCCCCACCCAGCCGACUCCGGCCGAGCGGACCCUGACGAAGGCCGCGCGCUUUUGGAGCCCGUACGACCUCCUGACCGGCAGGCUGGCCCGCACCCGGCCCCUGUAUCUGGGCUACGAUUCGGCCAGCAACUUCCGGGCCUUCUUCGAUGCCGUGGAUGAGGAGACCGUCGGGCAGCCGGCCAGGUCCCACCGUCCGAAUGCCCAGGGCGAGGCGGAGCCCUCGGCCGCCACGGCCAUGUUGGUGGUGGGCCCGACGAUCGGGGCCGCGGUCGAUGAAGCCUCGGCCCGGCAGCCAUACCACCAGCCGACCACCGGCCUGGCGCAGUCGGCCCUCCCACGCCGGCGCGAACAGCUGGUCCGCCAGGCGACCAGCAUCCAGGAGGCCCAGGAGCGCGAGCGCGCCGCCAUCAUCGAGCGCGAGCGCAUCCGCCACCAGAGCCAGGAUGUCUGGCAGGAGGAGGAUGACCAGUACCUCUUCUAACGCGGGGAGUGGAGCGAGGGCGAGGGGGGUGCUUGUGGG